Molecule: messenger RNA, 1050 nt
Organism: Protopolystoma xenopodis
Lineage: Eukaryota; Metazoa; Platyhelminthes; Monogenea; Polystomatidea; Polystomatidae
Source: the annotation of a GenBank genome assembly
GUCGAUCGCCUUGGCCCUUCUUUGUUAGUCGGGUUGAUGAGCAGCAAUCCCGAAGUUCAACACACUUCAGUACUUGCUUGUCAUGCUCUAGCUGUACACCAUCCACGCGCUUGCUUACGUCUUUUACCAUCUGCAGCUGGUCUUAGUGAGGGCCGCCUUGAUCUGAGCCAAACCCUCAUCACAUCUGGCCCAUCUGGUGCACCCAAUUUAGCUUUUUCUGGUCUUGAUGGUAAUGGUCGAAAUGCUUCUGCCGGCGCGCAACAGUACCACCAAAUUUUACAUUUGUAUGGCCAGUUCAAAGCUAAGCGCUAUCAUGAGUUCUUCUUCACUCUGCUUCGAUUGCUCGAGCUUCUUGCUGGUAUUGAUCUGAAUGCAGCAACCUCCGACAUGACUCCGCCUGAUGGUUGGUGGUGGUGGAGACAACGCCGAAAUGAUCAAAAACAUUAUCAGGUUUCUACUACCUGUCCAUCUCAUUCUACACCACCUCUCUUCAGUGAAGAAGCAAUGUGGUACAGCUCUAGCAUUGAUCGGAUAUUGGCCAACUUGAUCAACGUGACCGCUCGAUUUCAUUGCAUAGUUCGGCGCUACGGCAUCCCAGGUCGCUUAGCCCGUUUGCUCUAUGCUUAUGCGAAGCAGGCCCCUUGGUUUCGAGCUACUGGCUCUCUAUUUGCUGGACGAGGGAUCUCUGCCUGCAGCCCCUUGGCGCCUAACAGGUCUUCUUCGAUUGACCGUGAUGAUAUUGGCCACUGGGAUGGCUAUAGCUGCCGUAGCGAUUAUGUUGGAGAUGUUCGAAUCUUCAGUGACGUGGUACCUGGUCAGCUCGCAAUGCUAGCGGAUCACUUUUAUGAGUUCUCUGACCUUUUGGUUCACUUAUUUCCAGGUAGCUUUCCUUCAUUGGAAGGCUAUUUAGACAAGCAACCUACUGAACAUCCCUAUACUCUGGGUCAGAUUGGCGUUCAACAAUCAAGCAAACGUCUCAACCUUUCAAUUGUACAGCCGUUUAUCGCUAGGAUACAUUCCUCUAGCAGCCUCCUCGGUAAAUCUAAUUAA